AUUUUUAUUUCACUGCAAGUUUUUUUUCUCGAUGUUGAGUGGAAUAUCAAAGCACCAUUUCGGUGCAUAUCCAGCCCUUCUUCUUCUAGUCAUCCUAGCCCGCCACCAGAGUUGCAGUGCUAUCAAGAACUGUGCUCCAUCUUCUUGUGGCAACAUCCAUAAUAUUAGCUACCCUUUUCGACUAAGUACCGAUCCCAAUAAUAGCUGCGGCAACAAAAAAUAUGAACUUACUUGUGAAAACAACCGCCCGGCUUUAUACUUGAAUAACGGUGUCAAAUAUUACGUUCAGGCAAUCCAUUACAGCAACCUCACGAUUCGACUUGUGGAUGCUGAUGUUCAGAAGGAUGAUUGCUUCUCUAUCCCUCGUCAUUCUUUAUUCAUAUAUGAUUAUUUUUUCGCCCAGAAGGAUUAUUAUCUUCCAUAUAAUCGUAACAGCUGGUUCAUUAACAAUAGUAUUUCCUAUAGAUUCUAUACAUCAAUUUUUGUUUUUAUGAGUUGCCCAAAUCCAAUUCUGAGUCCUCCAAACUAUAUUGUGGAUGCUUCUUCAUGCAAAAAUGGUAGUACACUUUUUAAUUCUGCGUCUAAUAUUUCUUCUCCGAGUUCCCACAAUAUGGAGGGUUAUUCCUAUGUCUUAAUUGUUCCUUCUUCUGUCUUAACUGAUUCUUAUUCCUUGAGGGACAUACCGGACUUGUGCCAUGUAAAUUUGAUGUAUCUCGCGUCUUCCACUUUUGAUCAGCCGAAAAAUUGGACCAAUAAUAUUUCCUAUAUAGAUGUACACGAUAGUAUUGUAUAUGGGUUUGAUCUUUCAUGGUCUGGGGUCUGUUGUGAUUUUGUGAAAGAGAGCCCCUGCAAACUUGAUGAAGCCAACAUAAGCCUGUAUUGCAAUGUAGGAUUAAGCGUUGCUCCAAUCCGAGCUGUAAUAGGUGUUCUGACUAAUAAUAUGCUCAGUUACCUUGUUGUAGGGCCGCUAAACAAGUAUUUUCGAGUUGGCGAUUGGAUAACAUAUCGAACCUCCAUUACUGUAGGGCAACCGCGAUUGGAAUUCCACUAUUAUAAAAACGGACCUAAUAAUAAUCUUUAUAGCAAGAAGACCAUCUCUUCGGAUACACUAAGCAUUUUCAUAGUUUUGCUCAUUACACUACUUGUGCUACUUGUGCUCAUCGGGAUAUAUCAUAUAUUAUUAUUUCCUUGUGGGCUUCCAUGUCUCAUAACCUUAUUGAUCUACAAAUGGCGAAGAAGGCAUUUAUCAAUGUAUGAUAACAUUGAAGAAUUCUUGCAAAGUCAUGAUCAUAAUCUCACGCUUAUAAGGUACUCUUACUCGGAGAUUAAGAAGAUAACUCAUGGAUUCAAUGAUAAGUUAGGUGAAGGAGGUUAUGGCUCGGUGUACAAAGGAAAGCUUCGUAGUGGCCGUUUUGCGGCUGUAAAAAUUUUGCGCAAAGAAAAGGCUAAUGGGCAAGAUUUUAUCAAUGAAGUUGCCACCAUUGGAAGAAUUCACCAUUGCAAUGUGGUGUUGCUCAUAGGCUUUACUGUUGAGGGCUCGAAGCGUGCUCUUAUAUAUGAGUUCAUGCCUAAUGGAUCUCUUGAAAAAUAUAUUUUUUCUAGGCAAGGUAGCAUACCGCUGAGCAACCAGAAAAUAUAUGAAAUUUCUCUUGGGGUGGCUCGUGGCAUUGAAUAUCUACAUGAAGGUUGUGACAUGCAGAUUUUGCAUUUUGACAUCAAGCCUCACAACAUUCUUCUCGAUGAAAAUUUCACUCCAAAAGUCUCAGAUUUUGGACUUGCAAAAUUGUAUCCAACUAAUAAUAGCAUUGUGUCCCUUACUAUGGCUAGAGGAACAAUGGGAUACAUGGCUCCUGAGUUAUUUUACAAAAGUAUCGGAGGCGUCUCUUACAAAGCCGAUGUCUAUAGUUUUGGGAUGUUAUUGAUGGAAAUGGUUGGGAGAAGGAAAAAUCUGAAUGCAUUAGCAGAUCAUUCAAGUCAGAUGUACUUCCCUUCAUGGAUUUAUGAUCAGGUUAAUAAAGGAAAGGAUAUACUUGAAGAUCAAGCGACAGAGCAUGAAAAGAACACAAUAAAAAAGAUGACUAUAGUGGCAUUAUGGUGCAUACAAUUGAAGCCUAUUGAUCGUCCCUCGAUGCAUAGAGUUGUACAGAUGCUUGAAGCGGAUCUUGAAUCUCUACAAAUGCCUCCUAAGCCUUUUCUCGUUCCACAACAGACAUCAAAUGAUGAUAGGAUCAAUAUGGCUAAUCCAACAAGUUUAAGAGAUUCAUCGAAUGUUUGUAGCAUCGAUUCUUCAUAUCAAUUUGGUCGUUGAUAGAAAUACUCAUGUAUAUUUGUUUAUUUAAGUAAUAUGUUAUUUUGUAUGCCUUAACUACCUGAAUUUUGAUCAUAAUCGUGUUUGUUAAAACUUGAAAUUAACUAGCUUACAAAGCAUCCAAUAUACACUAGUCAUGUAUCGUUCUCACAUUGAAAUAUGAAUUUCUAAAAUUACUUAA
Messenger RNA from Populus trichocarpa (black cottonwood), 2489 nucleotides. RefSeq names its product cysteine-rich receptor-like protein kinase 27. The coding region runs from base 32 to 2308 and encodes 758 amino acids. Gene Ontology annotation, molecular function: polysaccharide binding; ATP binding; protein kinase activity. The record is from RefSeq and is a predicted model, not a curated record. The transcript is spliced from 8 exons. Gene Ontology annotation, biological process: protein phosphorylation. Lineage: Eukaryota; Viridiplantae; Streptophyta; Magnoliopsida; Malpighiales; Salicaceae.